Pneumocystis carinii B80 is the source of this 1126-nucleotide messenger RNA. RefSeq lists its product as hypothetical. The coding region runs from base 47 to 1087 and encodes 346 amino acids. The transcript is spliced from 5 exons. The record is from RefSeq and is a predicted model, not a curated record. Lineage: Eukaryota; Fungi; Ascomycota; Pneumocystomycetes; Pneumocystales; Pneumocystaceae. Gene Ontology annotation, biological process: regulation of alternative mRNA splicing, via spliceosome.
UUUCUUUAAAAUUAGGAGUGAUAAUAAGUUUUGUCAAAAUUUUAUAAUGAGUGUUCAAUUUGGACUUAAUUCUUCAAGAAAUAAGGAUAUUUCUAAUAAAAAUAUAAGAAAGAAUCUAAAUGCUUUUUCUUCAGAAGAAAACCAGGAGAAUAAUGAAGAAUUUUCUGAAAAUUCAACAAAAAUGGUGAAUAAAGAAUUAAAUCUAUAUUAUAUGAAUUCAAGCAAGAAAGAGAAGGAAGAAGAAGAAGAAAUUGAUUCAUCUAUUUAUGCAUAUGAUGAGAUAUAUGAUGAGAUGAAAGAGGCACAAAAAAAGAGGAGAAAAGAAACAGAUGAAGAUAAAGAGCAAAGAAAACCAAAAUAUAUGGAUAAAUUUUUUGAAUUAGCAUCUGUAAGAGAAAGAGAUAGAUUAAGAGCUCAAGAGAAAAUGCUUCAAAUUGAAAGACAAGCAGAAGGCGAUAUGUAUAAAGACAAAGAGAAAUUUGUUACGGAGGCAUAUAAAAAGCAACAAGAAGAAUUGAGUCGUUUUGAAGAAGAAGAAAACAGAAAAGAAGCUUUUAUGAGGAAAAAAUCUAAGGGAAUAGCUUCUUUUUAUCUUAACAUGCUUAAAGAAGAAGAAGAACAUCAUAAUGAAGUUAUUGAAGCAAUCUCUAAAUCUAAUAAAGUUUUAAAAAGUGAUCAAGUUUCAAAGGAAAAGACAUUGGAAGAAAUAGCAAAAGAGUUGAAUGAGAAAGGUAUUAAUGUGACUAUAAAUGAUGAUGGAGAAAUUGUAGAUAAGAGGCAACUUCUAUCAGCAGGACUUAAUGUAGUUAAAAAAUCUACAAAAGUAUCACAAGAAUAUUUAAACACUAGAAAAAGUGCUCAAAAUCCAAAAUUUAUUUCAAAGGCUCAUGAAAGAGAGAAAAGAGAAAAAGAGUUACUUUUAAUUCAGGAACAGAUUAAACAAAUGGAAAAAGAAAGAGAGGAAGAAGAACGUCGGAAAUAUGAAGAAUUGGUUAUUAAAAGUCAACAAAAAAGAUCGGCGGAGGAAAUUAAUAAGAUAAAAGAAAGAUAUUUAAAAAGAAAAGCAGAAUCUUUAGAAAACCUUUAAAUACAAUUAUAAUUUGAUAAAUUUAAUAUAUGGCUUGGU